AUGCCGACGCCGCCCGGCGUUUUGUGCGGCGUGUGCGGCGACAAAAACGGACAAUCGCAUUAUGGCACGAUUUGUUGUCCAAGCUGCAAAGGAUUUUUUCGGCGCGUUUUCAUCGCGGCGAAGAACAUGGAGUGCACACGUGGCAAUUGUUGCGAGAUUACGGUAGAGAAGCGCAACAUUUGCCGAGCGUGCCGCUAUCGAAAAUGUUUGAGCAUCGGAAUGAACGUGAGAGAAAUUCGCGGUCGCAACAAAAUGACGGCCGAGGAUCGAAUGCAAAUGCAGCGAUUCGAGUCGCCCGUCUCGCCGACGAUUCCGACGAUGUCGACGAUAUUGGUGCCGAUCGAUCAAAUCGACGCCGAACGCGCGCUCGAAAUGGGUCAAAUCUAUUUGAAUCUCGAAAAAUUCUGCGAGUCGACCGUCUACGAGCAGAAGAUGCCGAUUGACGAGGAGAAUGCGCUAAUCGAUCGGAUGAUGAACAGCGCGUUGAGCGAUUUUCUCCUCAAGACCUCACCGCAGUGUCCGCGAUUCAAGCGCACGUGGAAGCCCUACAAGCCGGGCGACUGGAAUCGAUUCGUUCGCUCGUGGGCUCGAUCGAUGGUCCACUUUUUGGAUUUCGCCACCAAAGUGCCGCUGUUCAAUUCGUUGUGUAUGCACGAUCGGAAAUGCUGGUACAGCACACGAAUGCCGGCGUGCGCCAUCCUCACGAUGGCCUAUCACACGCGAUUGGAGCGUUGCGAGGGAUUGCUGUUCGGCGACGGCGACGUGUUCCCGCUGAAGCCGCAUUUGUGGCAUCGCGUCGACGAUGACAGCUUUCGAACGCUGUUCAUUCCCGUCACGCGAUCGUUGUUCAACGGCGUCGUCGUGCCGAUGAUUCGGAUGAAGUUCACCGAUGUGCACUACGCGCUUCUCAAAAGCGUCAUCUUCUACUCGCAGGGCACCGCGGUGACGACGAUGACGCCGCCGGGCACCGACGCCAUCAAUCGCGAGUUCGAGCGACACAAGAAAGCGCUCACGCAGUUGCUCUUCAAGGAUGCUCACAAUUUCACCGAGCGAGCCAAAAUUCUAUUUCAACUCGAUGAUAUGAUAUCGGCAAUUGAGCGGGCCACCGUGCUCUUCUUCAAAGAGAUGCGCUAUUUCGAUUUGUGCGAAGUCGAUUUGACGAAACGGCCAUUGUGGAACGAAUGCUUCGUCGAGCGCGGCUUCAUCCUUCCACCGUAA
Molecule: messenger RNA, 1218 nt
Organism: Caenorhabditis bovis
Lineage: Eukaryota; Metazoa; Nematoda; Chromadorea; Rhabditida; Rhabditidae
Source: the annotation of a GenBank genome assembly